Syzygium oleosum is the source of this 1061-nucleotide messenger RNA. Its product is annotated as RING-H2 finger protein ATL70. The transcript has 2 exons. The record is from RefSeq and is a predicted model, not a curated record. Bases 169 to 699 code for a protein of 176 amino acids. NCBI's taxonomy places the organism in Eukaryota, Viridiplantae, Streptophyta, Magnoliopsida, Myrtales, Myrtaceae.
UGGAUCUUUUAUAUUGCAACUUCUCAGAUCGAAUUGGCAGCUUCAACGCUCUGAUCUGAUCAGCUUCCCCGGGUCGCCUCCACCAUGGCUGAACCGAACCCUCUCGAUCUGCCCCUCCUCCUCCUCCCCUCUUCAGCUUCUUAGCGCCGCCGGAAGAGACAGCGGAGGAUGAACAACUCCACCGGCUCGCCCGGCAGCUUCCUCGGGGCCGACAACUUUGGCGGGUUUGGCUACGGCGUCGGCGUCUCCGUCGGCAUCCUCCUCCUCAUCACCACCAUCACCCUGGCCUCCUAUUACUGCACCCGGACCGUCGACCCGGCGCCCCAGCAGCGUAACAUAAUAAACGUCCACCGCCUGGGGAUGCCCCCCGGCAGGGGGGCGGCAGCGGGGGACGCGGUGGUGGUCAACAUGGGCCUCGACGAGGACACCAUAAAGAGCUACCCGAGGCUGCUCUACUCGGAGGCGAAGCUGAGGAGCUCGGCCUCGACGGCUUCUUGCUGCUCCAUAUGUUUGGCGGACUACAAGGGCCACGAUGAGCUGAGGAUGAUACCCGACUGCGGCCAUCUGUUCCACCACGAGUGCAUUGACCCGUGGCUGAGGAUGCACCCGACGUGCCCCGUGUGCCGGACUUCUCCGAUGCCUACCCCGAUGUCGACACCACUCGCAGAGGUGGUGCCGCUGGCUAGUAGGAGGGAUUGAUCUCGAUCGAACGACAAUUCUGGGAUGAAUAUGUUGGCAGGAACCCAUUUCCAGGAAUCUUAAGAGGGUCUAUCUGGUAUGGUAGCCUCAUAUCUCAUCUUGGAUUAGGCGUGAACUGAUACAACACACAAGUCAUCCUCACCUGAUUUUACUGAUAUACCUGAUAUGCUUUCUUCCGACCACUCAAACAGAAGGUUUAAUAACUGCAGCUUCUCAGACAACGUUCGAAAGUGUUUUCUCUGGUUGACUACCAGCGGCUGUGACAUGUGGGUGUAGAGUAGUGGUGGUGAGCUAUGUCGGAUCUAUGGUUGUUGACUAGACUUUUGCCACGAAAAUAGAGCGUUUUGUGGUUGUGAUUUGGU